Messenger RNA from Colletotrichum graminicola M1.001, 1221 nucleotides. RefSeq lists its product as uncharacterized. Lineage: Eukaryota; Fungi; Ascomycota; Sordariomycetes; Glomerellales; Glomerellaceae. Gene Ontology annotation, molecular function: hydrolase activity, acting on ester bonds. The transcript has a single exon. Bases 1 to 1221 code for a protein of 406 amino acids. The record is from RefSeq and is a predicted model, not a curated record.
AUGUGUCGCCAGCAUGAACAUGAAGACGUCAAGUCCCCCGCCCUCAUCACUUCGGCCUCAUCUUCGACGGAUCCCUUUCCCUGGGAGUCUGGCAUCUACGAUGCCCAUUGCCACCCUACGGAUACUAUGUCCACCGUCGAGAGCAUCCCCGCCAUGCGCGCCUCUGCUCUAACCGUCAUGGCCACCCGGAGCCAGGACCAGGCUCUCGUCGCUGAGCUUGCUGCGUCCCACGGUGUGCGCUCAAAGUACGCAAUGUCUCAGGGUCAUCUGAUUCCAUCCUUUGGCUGGCAUCCGUGGUUCUCCUACCAGUUAUUUGACGACACCGUGCCCGAGCCUGAGAGGACGUACCCUCAGGGCCAGCCCGACGCCAAGAAGCGCCAUUACCAGGCCGUCCUAGCCCCCACCCCCGAGGACCCCGACUUUAUCGACGCGCUGCCCGCCCCGCGUUCUUUGUCCGCCUUUUUGGCCGACACGCGCCGCCGCCUCCAUGACCAUCCCCUUGCCCUAGUCGGCGAGGUUGGGCUCGACAAGGCCUUUCGCCUGCCCCAAGGAAGGACCGAUGCGGAUGAGUCCUCUCGUGACCGGACCCUUACCCCAGGUGGCCGCGAGGGGCGUCGACUGGCGCCUCAACAUGUCAAGAUGCCCCACCAGGUCGCCGUGCUGAAAGCUCAGCUGGCGCUUGCCGGCGAGCUAGGCCGCCCUGUGAGUCUUCACGGCGUACAGGCCCAUGGCGUCCUCCACGAUACCCUCUCUUCCCUGUGGAAGGGUCACGAGAAGGAGGUCGUCAGCAGGAAAAAGAAGCGCCUUGUUGCCGAGGGAGCCGAAGGCUUUGACACGGAAGAUGAGCUCAAGGAAGACGACUUUGGCCGAAAGGACGUGCCACCGAGGCCUUAUCCCCCUCGGAUCUGCCUACACUCGUACUCUGGGCCUGCCGAGAUGUUGAAGCAGUACACCAAUCCAGCCAUUCCGGCCCGCCUCUUCUUCUCCUUCUCCUCGGCCAUCAACCUGGGGACCAAGGCCGGGGCCGAUAAGAUUGUCGACGUGAUCCAAGCUUGUCCCGACGACAGCAUACUGGUGGAGAGCGACCUGCACACUGCCGGCGACGAGAUGGACGCCAGGCUGGAGGAGAUGUACCGGAAGGUCUGCGAGAUCAAGGGUUGGAAGCUCCAGGAGGGCGUCGAGCAUAUAGGGAGAAACUACCGGGAGUUCAUCUUCGGGUGA